AUGGAUGAGAAAACAAGACUUCAACAAAAACCUCUGAUUUCCCGUCUUGAACAUGGACCAAAAGAUACCAAAAUACCCCAUAUGGAGAAAGGAAAAUUUGUCAAACCUGAACAAACUUCUAGUUCUGAAGAAAAUGAGAACCUACCAGAAUUUCCUGGUAACUUUGCUUCUGAUCUUCGCACAGCGGUUUACAGGCCAGACACUACAAGAAAGCACAAAAUAAAAAUAGAAGAAAAAAUGGAUUUUGAAUACAUUUUCUCAAGAAUACGUAAGGACAGAAUUGUUGACCGACAUGCUGAAAUGAUACAAUGGCCUCAGCCCAGGAGUUUGGAAGAUUUUAAUUUGAAAAAAAUAAGCACAGAAAAACUCCCUAUAAUUUCUUCUCGUGAAAAAUCUGAUUAUAUUAUUAGUGAUGUUUCUGUUGAAAAUGAAGGAAAGUUGUCCAUACCAUAUGAUAAUGCAAUAUAUGAUGAUAAUAAAAAGACAGAGAGUCAAGCUAUUUCAGCACAGCUAAGUUGCCAUACAAGGACUUGCAUGAAAUUUCAAUUUGGUGGUGAACACAAACCUUUCAGGGUGAGAAAGUCUCCUUCAUAUGAUAAAACUGGUCCCAUUAAUGAUGAUGCCAUCUUGCAUAUUUUGAGACUCAGAGAUAAACUUAGCUGGCAGACAUUAUUACCACCUUGUGAAUUUGUUAAAUCGAAAGAUGUGGCUAAAUUUCGGAAGAUCCCAUUACUGGAUGAUGCAUUAAACAAAGAUGAUGGAGAAUACAUAUACUGUCUUAUAAGAAGUAGGGAUGACCCCAAAGCAGCCUACAAUCCAUAUGAUCUUCAAGUAGUCUCUGCAAAUAUGGCUAGACCAAGUAAAGAAUAUUGGACUAUUAGUGCCUCAUAUGUAUCCAAGGUAACAAAUCUGUGUGGAAAACAAGAAAUGGAAAUAACUCCAGUAAUGGAAUGGUUAUAUGAAAGACAACUUUAUAAUGUGUUACAUAACAUGGAUUUAUAUUUUAAUUUCAGAAUGAUAUUGUAUAAGCAACUAUUUUUUGCUGAUGAGAUAUUGCAAAGUUGCUUACUUUAUCUCCAAACCUUGUGUGUAGAUGUGAGUAAUCCAGAGAAACCCAGAUCAUCUGAACAAACAACUAUAAAUUUCAUAAAGAUAAAUACAUCCUAUACAUACACAUUACAUAAAUUUUGUGAGGAACAAUAUCAACAGAGUCAACAUGCUUUAUCUCAACUCCAAGCUUUUAAAGAUAAUGUAAUCAAAGUAAUUCAGACCUGCUUUUUAAAGGUAGCAAAAAUGAAGGGAGCAGAAAAACUUUUUCAGCAUUCACUGCAUGAUUUCAAAGAGAAACCAAAAUACUUUGAGAUAGCUGAAUGGCGGCACAUUAUGGAACGCUUUUCUAAGUUUCUUAAGCUUAUAGAUAGAAUCUUUCAAGAAUUUCUUCGCAGAUUGGUAAACAAUGCCGUAACUACUCUUUUGGAGAUAUUUAAAGGUUCCAGUAGUAUGACCAUUUCAAAAAAGAAGACAAAUGAAAGCCUUAUGAGAGCAUAUAAAAAUACAAUUGAGAAAGCAUUUUACUUAUUGACUGAAAAUAGAUGCCAGUGGGUCUAUGAAAAUGAGCAUUUUGAAGGCACACAGAAAUUAUUGCACCGUUCAAAGGAAUCAGAAGCACGUGAAAUUGUUACUGUCAGUGAUAUAGACAAGGAGGAUCGUAGAAAAUAUUACCAAAAUCAUGAUGAUCAUAUUAUAGAAUCUUCAGCAGAAUCUUUGAAAGAAACAUUAGACUUUGAUGAAGUUUUGAAAAUCUCAUUUGAAGAUCAUAGCAAACAUGAAGAAAAAUCAGAAAAUACUACAGGAGAUUUGGGUACCUUCAGGAAUGAAGAAAAAAUAAAGCCAUUGAGAAAAGAGCCAAUUUCUGAUUCAAAUAAACAAUCAAUCACCUAUGAGAGAUCUCUACAGUUCUCUACAGAUGUAUCACUGAUUCCUAACAGAAAAACAUUUUCAAUACAAUUACAAGGGAUUGUAGAUGGAUUAGAAAAUAUCAUUGAUCAAGUUACACCAUUUUCUCAGGAUUCUCGGCUUUCAAUCUUCAUUGAUCAGUCUUUACAUAAAAUAAUGCAGCAAUGUGAAGAUUACACAGAUUUUGAACCAAGACAUUAUCAAUCAACAUGGCCAAACUGUGAUCUCAUUCUUGGGACAGAUCCAGAUUACCAAAACAAUAUUCUGGACCUUCUUUCUCUUCAGAGUUCUUCACUGGCCCGAGUAGAAUCUUACAGCAGAAACUUUAUGGAAUAUUGCAGUAUGGUAGAUAAAGCAAAAUAUACAAAAGACAAAAUAACAGCAUUGGAAAGAGAGAUGACUACAAAGGAGUUUAGAAAUAUUCUAGAAAAUUAUACAGCUGAUGUAAAGGAGAUUGUAUGUAUGCUUAUUGAGAAACGUAUCUCUCUGUUUAGAGUCAACAGUUUGAACUUUCAGACUGACUGCCUGCCAUAUUUUGAGGGUCUGCUUGACAUUAUUCAUACUUGUUUUUAUUUAGCAAUUGAUAAAAAGAAUGUACAUCUUGUUGAAGUCACCCAAUCAGCGGUAGCAAAAUUGAACAAAGAACUAGUAACAGUGGAUGGAUUUGUUGAACAUUUGCUAUAUCUUCAGGAAAUUUCCUCAAAACUACCAAACAUAAAGAUUGAAUAUAAGUAUCUUUCUGAGCUCCACUUCAUUGCAAGUGAUUAUAACAUCUUUCUCCCACUUAAGCAGCUUGCUCUUUAUCAAACUGUUGUGAGAACCCUCCAGAAUCUUCAAUCAACUAUCCUUAUCUGUGAAAAAAUGAAGGAUGAUUAUGUUAUAAAAUUUAAUGAAAGCUUAGGAGAAUUUAUGGAUAAUUUACAGGUUGAAAUGAAAGAAUAUAAAAACAAGGUGAGAAAUCCUGUCCUUCUCCUUAGUGAAACCUUGCCUAAGACAGCUAAAGAGAUGAUUGAAAAUCUUAUUGAAGAAGCAGGAAUUAUCAGUGAGAAAAUUUUAAAUUAUGCAAAUUACCAGCAUGUGCUUGAUGGUGCCAUUGGUGACAUGAAAUCAUUGUCUGUAGAAAAGCUGUCUCACAGAAGUCAGGCUGGAGAUUCUCAGAGAGUGAAUGCUGAACUCUCAGAAAUUGAAAGUGAACUGCAGUUACGUAAAUUGUUAUGGGACUCGCAUGAAGAUUGGGCAAAACUUAUCUUUAAAUGGAAACACACAAUCUUUUGGAAUCUUGAUGUAGAUAUAAUUCAAAGUGAGGUUAACAGAUUCAUGCAGAGAAUUCAUAUUCUUGAAAAAGGCUUGCCAGAAAAUACUAUUUUACCCAUUAUGAAGAAAUCAUUAUUGGAUUUUAAGGAAUCAUUGCCUAUAAUCAUAUCUUUAAGGAAUCCUAGUCUUCAACGAAGGCAUUGGGAAAUAAUACAGAAUAUUGUUGGAGAGUCAAUUUCUUGGGAUAAAAGACUUACUCUGGAGAAGAUCCUGGAACUCAGUAUGUUUCAGUAUAGAAAAGAUAUUAAUGAAAUAUCCAUAAGAGCUUCCAAAGAAACAACUCUUGAAGUAAUGUUGAAAAAAAUCAUUAGCCUUUGGCAGAAAACUGAUUUCCACUUAUGUCCCUAUUACACUGAAACAUCUAGUAUUUGUAUUAUUUCAUCUGUGGAAGAUGUAACUACUCUGUUAGAAGAGUCUCUGAUGACAAUUUCAACCAUUAAAAGUUCUUGUUUUGUUGAACCAAUUAAGAAUCUUGUUCGUGCUUGGGAUCAUAAGUUAAACCUCAUUUCCUGUACUCUGGAGGAAUGGUUAACUUGUCAGAGACACUGGAUUUACCUUGAGCCAAUCUUUCAGGCUUCAGAAAUAAAAAGACAACUUCCAGGAGAAGCCAGUCUCUUCUCUGUAGUUGAUAACAAAUGGAAAGAAAUCAUGAAAUUUGCAGCAGAGACUCCAAAUGUUCUUAAGGCAACUACAACAAGUGGAAUUUUUGAAAUACUGCAAAGCAACAAUGCAUCACUAGAAAAAAUACAGAAGGCUCUUGAGGAGUAUCUUGAAGUUAAACGUAUGAUUUUCCCAAGAUUUUAUUUUCUCAGCAACGCAGAACUCCUUGAAAUAGUAGCUGAAAGUAAAAGUCCUGAUGUUGUACAGCCUCAUCUUAUGAAAUGUUUUUCAAAUGUGAGGAAGAUAUAUAUACGGCCGCAACAUCAGACACCACCAGUGGUUUUAAUGAUUAGAUCUGCUGAAGGAGAGAUUCUUCUAGUACCAAAGGGUGUUCGUAUUAGAGGUUCUGUUGAACAAUGGCUUAAAAAUGUUGAGAGUACCAUGUGCAAUAUGGUAAGAAAGUUUAUAGAAGUUGGAAUUACAGAGUGGAAGCAAAUGGAAUUUAAAGAAUGGUUUUUUACCCACCCAGGACAGGUGAUAUUGAUUGUGAGUCACAUAAAGUUUUCUCAAGAAUGUGAAGCAGCUAUGUUGAGUUCUAAUUCAAAAAAGGAGAUGAUGGAAGACCUGGAUGAUCUGAUCAACGUUCUAGAGCAACUUACAGAGAUAGCAUCAGAUAUUCUUCCCUACCAUAAGCAAAGCACAUUAGAAGCUUUGAUUUCUUUGUCCAUCCAUAACAGAGAUAUACUAUCUUUAUUGAUAGAUCAAGAGAUUGGCAUUAAAGAUUUUGAAUGGACAAGGCAAUUGCGUUACAAAUGGCAUGAAUCCAACCUGUGCACAGUUAUUCAAGGUUAUGCUUCCUUUGAAUAUGGUUAUGAAUAUUUAGGCUGCUCUCCACGAUUGGUUAUCACCCCUCUUACUGAUCAGUGUUGGUUAACCAUUACUGGAGCACUACAAUUAAAUCUAGGAUGCUGUCUUGCUGGCCCAGCUGGUACAGGAAAAACAGAGACAGUUAAAGAUCUGUCAAAAGCUUUGGGAAAAUUCUGUCUUACGUACAAUUGUUCUGGAGAUUUGGAUGAUAAGAUAAUGGGAACAUUGUUCUUUGGGCUUGUUCAGUCUGGAGCAUGGUGUUGUUUUGAUGAAUUCAAUCGGAUUGAUAUAGAAGUCCUCUCUGCAAUUGCUUCACAUCUUCAGGCAAUUAAGGCAGCUAAAGAUAGCCUCAGUGUCAGAUUUAUACUGGAAGGAAAAGAAAUUCGUCUGAAACCACACUGUGCAAUUUUUAUUACCAUGAAUCCUGGAUACAAAGGUCGCGUGGAACUUCCAGACAACUUAAAAUCAUUAUUUCGUCCUAUGUCAAUGGUGAUACCUGAUUAUGAACUCAUUGCUGAAAUAAUGUUGUUUUCAGAAGGUUUCAAAUCAGCAAAAUUACUCUCAGGGAAGAUAAUAAAUCUUUACCAACUUUCUAGCAAAAGAUUAUCACAACAGGAUCAUUAUGAUUUUGGCAUGAGAGCUAUAAAAACUGUAUUAAUAAGAGUUGGUCAAAGGCGUCAGGAUUUGAAACUACAAUACAAUAAAAAACGGUUUUCUGCAAUAGAGGAAACUCUAAUCACAAUUGAAAUACUGAAAGAAGUGAAUUUACCAAAGUUAAUUGCUGAGGAUGUUCCAGUAUUUGAAGAUAUUAUCAGAGAUCUCUUUACAGAAAUGGAAGUUCCAAAAGUAAAUCCUAAGCGAUUAGAGUUUGAGCAUUCUAAUGCUGUAAAAGAAUUCAGAGCUGACCUUGGGAGUGCAAUAUCUCUUGCAGUACAUCAUUUAUCCUUGCAGCCUUGGGAAAAUCAGAAAGAGAAGGUUAUACAACUAUACAAUCAGCUUAUGGCUCGUGUUGGUGUGAUGCUUGUAGGCCCCACAGGUGGAGGAAAAACUACCAUUAGAACAAUUUUAGAAAAAGCCUUGAUAAUCUUUCCAUUAGUUGAUAUGGAAAGUGCUACCAAACUUGAUGUUUUUCAGAGUAAUUCAAAGAGAAGCAAAGUGGAUACUUUUGUUGUAAACCCAAAGUGUGUUACUAUUGAUGAACUCUUUGGACAGACAAAUCCUAGUACAAUGGAAUGGUCAGAUGGAUUAUUAUCAUCAGCAGUUCGAGGAUUUGCCAAACUUGGAAUCAAAAAAUCUAAAAGAAAAGAUCCAAGCCUUGGUAUAAAUUCAGAAAUGCAGGAUUUAUAUACACUGAAUACAGUGAAUGUAGCGGAUGCAGUUGUGCCUGAUGAAAUUAUACAAUCAGCAGAGAACAUUCAGUGUGAAACUGCUGUUGACUGGCAGUGGAUUAUCCUGGAUGGCCCAGUAGAUCCACGUUGGAUAGAAAACUUAAAUUCUGUGCUAGAUGACAGCAGAACAUUAUGUCUUGCUAACAGUGAAAGAAUUUAUCUAUCACCAGCCUUCAGAGUGAUAUUUGAAGUGGACAGUGUGUCUCAAGCCAACCCAGCCACAAUUAGUAGAUGUGCCAUGGUUUAUGUGGAUCCUGCUGAUUUGGGAUGGGAGCCUUAUGUCAAAACAUGGCUGCAAGGCAUUUCUGAAAUAAUACCAGAAAAUAGUAUUGAAUAUCUUCAAAGUUUGUUUCACUCAAGUAUAAAUAUAGGGUUAGCCUUUCUAAAUAAACAUAAGAAAAUGCAAGCAUUUCCUGUAAAUCAGUUGGGGAUAGUAAUGAACAUUUGCAGAAUUAUUGGUUCAUUCAUUCAUGUAAUAAAACUAAGUCAAGGAUCACAAGAGAAUAAGAAAAGACGACAAAGCAGCACAGUGAGUUUUUCAAUGGUAAACCGGAAGGAUUCUUCACAAUUUUUACAUGCAUUCAGUUCAUUUAGUGGAACAGUCCCAUCAAUAAUGAAGAAAAGGGAUGGUCAGAUAUGGUUUUGGGAAAAGGAGCCUAAUAAAAUGCUCAUAUUAUUGGGGAAAAUUUUCAUAUUUGCAUUUACUUGGGCUGUUGGAGGAAUUUUAAAACGAGAGGAAGAACAUGAAGGUGAAACUCUCAUUGAUAUAAACACUAGCCAAGAUGAACUUGCACAUGUAACAAGUGACUUCAAUUACCUUGUUCGUGAUUUAUUUGAAAAAAAACCACCUACUAAUAUUCAGCUGCCAUCUGGAGAUAAAACUGUUUUUGAUUAUUUUGUGGAUUUACAAACAGGAGAAUUUGAACCAUGGGGACAUUUAGUUCCUAGCACGCAAUUCCUUAUCCAGAAAGAGACAUCAGAUCUUUCUGAUUCUGAUAAUAACAUGUUAGAAAAUCAAGAAAAGAAAAUGGAGGCCUCUGCAUUUAUUCCCAAUAUUGAUACAAUUCGUCACAGUUUCCUAGCAAGUCUUCUUUUAUUGUCAAAACAUCCAGUACUGAUUAUAGUGAAGCAAACCAGUGAAGUUCACGAAGCACAGGCGCUACAUGAUUAUAAUGAAGAAUGCCCGUUACUGCUUGUGCCUCCACGUGCUGGACUAAUUGAAGUUUUCAGCUUGAUGAGGAACUACAGUGCAUUGAAAACAGAUCAGUUUCGUGGCUCUUGGAAAACACAUUCUUCAACCAAACUAUUACUUUCAGCUCUCAGCUCAGUAAGAGAGGAUUCUGAUGUAGAAGAACCAUCUUCAGGGCCUAUCAUUUGUAAAUUACAAUUAGGUGCCCAUACAACUGCAGCUCAAACGAAGAGUUUGAUGACACAGAAAUUAAUACUGAAAAGUAAAGAUGUCAUGGGUGCUCCACAAUCUAAACAAGCACUACUGUUUAUUGAUGAUCUGAACAUGCCAAUCGCAGAAGCAUAUGGAUCCAAGCCACCGUUAGAGUUCAUCCGUCAGUUUGUGGAGUUGGGAGGAUUUUAUGAUAUUAAACACCUUGAAUGGAAGCAUGUUCAGGACAUUGCCACAGUUGCAUGCUGUACACCUCUAAAUGUAGGAGGUAAUGAGAUUAGUACUCGUCUUCUGUCCCAUUUUUGCAUUUUAGUUUUGCCUGCAACUUCCUUACAGUCUUUGCAACGUAUUUUCCAGGUACGCCUGGGAACAUACUUUUACAUCAAUAGAUUCUUGGUUGAAGUUCAGAAGUGUACAGAUAAUUUAACGUGUUGCUCUAUUGCUCUGUACUAUAGAAUGCUUCAUAAAAUGCUUCCAACACCUGCUAAAUGCCAUUACAUAUUUAAUCUACGAGAUCUUUUUAAGAUUUCCUGGACAAAGGAGAAGCUGAUGGAGGAGUUUCCUAUAUUUGUAGAUUUUCUAGAUUACACCAUACCUAUAGAUAAGAGAAUAUAUAGAUAUGUCCCUAGCCAGAAGGUUCUUCUUUUGACACUGGAAGAAUAUUAUGUGAGAAUGCAAAAAAAAGAGUCAGAGAUCACCAUGGUAUUUUUCAAAGAAACAAUACAGCAUGUAAUUAGAGCUGCAAGGGUUUUUCGCCAACAAGAUAGUCAUAUGACACUGAUUGGGUGGAAUGGCAAUGGAAAAGCAACCUGUGCAUCCUUAGCCUGUUAUAUAUCUGAAUGCAGUAUCUAUAGAUUAUCUACUUUCUAUAGUUACAGCUUUGCACAUUUUCAAGAGGAUAUUAAAAAAGUCUAUAAACAAGCUGGAGCAGAAGGCAAGAGGACUGUUCUUCUCAUUACAGAUUCAGAUAUAAUUCAAGAAUCAUUUUUGGAAGUCCUAAGUUGUAUUCUGAAAUCAGGACAAGUGCCCAACCUAUUUGAGAAGGAUGAGUUGAAUAACAUUAUGGAAUCACUUACAUCAGUUUCUGAAAUGACUAAGGAUUCCAACAAAAUGGAUGAUAUGUAUUCUUUUUUCUUACAGAGAGUAUGUCAAAACCUUCAUAUAGUUUUGACAGUAAAUCCUGCAGGACUGGUUUUCCGUCAAUAUUUACAGAUAUAUCCUGCCAUUGUGAAUUGCUGUACAGUAGACUGGUAUGAAAAUUGGCCUGAAGAGGCCCUUUGCCAUGUAGCAAAAAGUUAUUUUAGCCAGAAUCAGACAUUUAGAAAUGAGAAUUUAAGAGAUAUUCUUAUCCCUAUGACUGUUAAUAUUCACAAGAAUGCAUCUAUGAUAAUUGAGAAAUACUUGAAGGAAACUAAAAGACACUAUUACAUCACUCCCAAAAGUUACUUGCAAUUUAUAAAUACUUUUUCCAUAAUAUUGAGGACCACAAAAGAGGAAAUGCUGAGUGAAAGAGCUUGCUAUCAUUCUGGUCUGACAAAAAUCUUGGAUGGAACUUCACAGAUUGCAGAUAUGCAAGAUGAAUUGCUUGUCCUUGGACCUCAAAUAGAGUCAAAAUCAAAGGAAAUAGAAGAACUUGUAGCCAAACUUCACAAAGAUGCGUUAGUUGUAGAGCAAGUUCGAACUUUGGUUAAAAAGGAUGAAGAAACUAUGGUUGCGGAAACAAAAAUUGUGGAAGGGUAUGCUAAGCAAGUAACAGAAGAGCUCAAUACUGUAUUACCAUCUUUGGAGAAGGCCCUUAGUGCUCUUGAUGCACUUGACAAAAAUCACAUUGCAGAAGUUAGAGUAUAUACUCAUCCUCCUCUACUUGUUUUAACUGUUAUGAAUGCAGUCUGUAUUCUUCUUCAAAAGAAACCAAACUGGGCAACAGCAAAAUUACUACUUUCAGAUCCAGGAUUCCUUAAAACAUUGAUUACAAUUGACAAAGAUAAUUUACCAGAAAAGGUUUUUCUGCAGUUAAAAAAAUAUGUGAGGUCGCCUGAUUUCAAUCCAGUGAAAGUGGGACUUGUGUCUGUUGCAUGUUGCUCCAUAUGCCAGUGGAUUUUAGCUCUGGAUCACUAUCACAUUGUUAAAAGGUUUGUAGAUCCAAAACAAGCAAAGGUAGCAGAAGCAGAGGAAUUACUGAAUCGCGCACUUAGUAAAUUAGCUGAAAAGCAAAGAAGUUUAGCCCUGAUUGAACAACAUCAACAAAAUUUAGAAGCAUUGUAUGAUGAAAGUAUUGCUGAACAGGAAAAACUUGCAGCCCGAAAACUUCAAACAACUCGCCGUUUACACAGUGCAUCUAUAUUAAGCAUAGCUCUAAAGGAUGAAAUGGAACGCUGGGAAGAAUCUGUUAAUAACCUUGACCAAAGAUUGCAAGGAAUUGUAGGUGAUGUCCUUAUAUCAGCAGCUUGUAUUGUCUACAGUGGAAUCUUAUCAGUGGGAUAUCGUCAACAGCUAGUCAAUGACAGUUUGAAACUCUGCAAUGAAAAUAAUAUUUUGGUCUCUCCAAAUUAUUCAUUGGUUAACUGCAUGACCGAAAAGAACGAGGUCCGCAGAUGGCAAAAUGCAGGUUUGCCACAUGAUCAAUACUCCACAGAAAAUGCAAUACUUGUUAAACAUGGACAACGGUGGCCUUUACUAAUUGAUCCAGAAAGGCAAGCUUACAAAUGGAUAUUUCAAAUGGAAGGCAGCAAACUGCGACAAAUCAGUGCUACAGAUGCCAAUUAUUUAAAAACAAUUGAAUAUUCUUUGCAGUUUGGUGAAUCAGUCCUUUUGCAGGAUUUUCCUGAAACGUUGGAUUCAAAUAUAAAAUCAAUCUUAAGCAAAGAGAUCUACAAAAAAGGAGGGCAAGAAUUCAUUAGAAUAGGAGAUUCUGAAAUUCAGUACAAUUCAGACUUUCGAUUAUACCUGACAACACAGAAAUUCAAUCCUCAUUUUCUGCCAGCAACAUGCAAUAUUGUUACAAUAAUAAACUUCACGUUAACAUUCCAUGGUUUGCAAAAUCAGCUGUUAUCUGCGGUUGUAAAUAAGAAAAAACCUGAACUUGAAAAACAGUACUGCAAGUUGAUGGAAAGCAUAUCAAUUGAUCUGGUAGCAUUACGUGAAUAUGAACAAAGAUCACUUCAACUUUUGCAAAAAACAAGUGGGCACCUUUUAGAUGACCAAGACCUCAUUGAAAAUUUGCAGCGAACAAAAAUUACCUCAUCAGAGAUUUUUCAGCGUGUAGCAGAUUCAGCAGCGACAGAAGUCACCAUAGAAGGAAUGCGUCAAGCCUAUAUUCCUAUAGCAACUCGUGGUGCUGUGCUCUACUUCGUAAUAUCAGAUCUUGUACACAUCAACCAUGUCUAUCAAUUUUCACUGAAUUGGUUUCAUAAGAUCUUUGUAGACUCUAUAGAUAAUGUGAAGAAAAGUGACAUUUCUCUCAGUGAUUCUCUUUCAAGUACAAAAAUAAGUGAAUAUAAGGUACAAAGUGAAGAAACAUCAACGGAAAGUGAGACUGAGAUAGAUCACUUCAAAAUAGAUAUUAAUGAGAUAAUUGAGACACUAACAUAUCAUGUCUAUGAGACAGUUUCUUCAGCUUUGUUCAAUAAAAAUAAGCUAUGCUUUGCUUUCCUACUGUGCACAGCAAUCAUGAAAAAUAAUUGUGAUGAAAAUUUAUUCAUAAAUAACCUUGGAUUUAUAUCAGAGAAUGAGUGGAAUUUCUUCCUGUACUCUAGCAUGAUAGCAAAUAUUAAGCAACCAUCAAUCUCUGACCUUACUGGUUCAUGUGUAUUUAACAAAACUGCUCCAUUCCACUGGAUAAGUGAAAUGAUGUGGAAAGAAUGUCAGUACAUGAGUACUCAAAUACCAGCAUUCAGCCUAUUGUGCAGUUCUCUGUCAACAUAUCCUCAACAGUGGAAAGAUUUUCUAGAUAGUGAGAACGUGUAUAAUUUGAUUAGUACAUGUUAUACACCAUUAUCACCAAAGCAAGACUCAGAAUCACAGCUAGCAAGAGAAAGUGAAGAUGAUGAGGAGAGUAUACCUAUAAUUUUUCCUUGGGAGAAGCUUUCUCCAUUUGAAAGACUUAUCCUGAUAAAAGUUCUACGUGCAGAAAUGUUGAACCAUGCAGUACAAAUAUUUGUAACUGAAAAAUUAGGAACUAGGUAUCUUCAGACUGGAGGAAUUAAUUUAAAAGGAAUGUAUGAAGAAUCUGAUUCUACAACUCCACUAAUUCUCAUCCAUACUCAUGGGAUAGACAUUACAGCAGUUGUCUUACGCUUUGCUCAAGAAAUAAAAAAAAGUACACAAAAUGUGCAAAUGCUAUCUCUGGGACGUGGCCAAGGCAGCAAAGCAGAGGAAUUGAUAUAUAAGGCACAAAUACUAGAUGAACAGUGGGCAUUCCUUCAGAAUUGCCAUCUUGCAACUUCAUUUAUGCCGAGAUUGUGCAAAAUUGUUGAUUCCUUUAUCCUACCUGAUGCAAAUAUAAACCCAGGAUUUAGAUUAUGGUUAAGUUCAACACCAGAUACUUCUUUACCCAUACCUAUCUUGAGAAGAGGGCUAAAGAUAGUAAUAGAAACUCCGCAAGGACUAAAAGGAACAUUACUUCAAACUUUUGGAUUUGGUGACACUGGUGUAGUAACAGAAGCUACAUUUAAUAAGACCAACUGUGGGCCAUCAUGGAAAAGAUUGUUGUUUAGCCUAUGUUUCUUUAAUGCUGUCAUUCAUGAAAGAAAGAAAUACGGAGUUUUGGGCUGGAACAUUCCAUAUGCAUUUAAUUCUUCAGAUUUAGAGUUUUCUAUCAAAAUAUUGGAAGUGCUCCUUGAGAAGCAUCAAAAGAUUCCUUGGACAGCAUUGCAUUAUUUGACUGGAGAAGUAACAUAUGGAGGCCAUGUAACUGAUAACUGGGAUCGUCGAUGCUUGCUUUGCAUUUUAGAUAAUUUUUAUAAUCCUUCUGUAUUGGAAGAAGAUUUUGUUUAUACUGCUGAUGAGGUGUAUCAACCAAUAUCUGAAUUAGAUAGUUUAAAAGACUGCAGAGCCUAUCUACAAUCUCUUCCAGAAGUGGAUUAUCCGGAACUUUUUGGAAUGCAUCAUUGUGCUGAAAGACAAUACUUAAAAGCUCAGGCAGAAUUAUUUAUUAAUUCAGUUGUCAGUACCCAACCAACAUAUAGCACAGACAUUAUCAGUGAUAGAAUGGGCCAGGAUGAAAUAGUACUGGAAAUAGCAUCCGAUAUUCUAAUAAGGCUACCAUUGACUGUAGAGAAUAUGGAAAGGGCAUCUAACAACGAAUAUGUGUCUACAGAAAUUAUAACCCUUAGAAGUUUCAUGUCUGGACCAAUUUGGGCUGCACUUGCGAAAGCUACAGAAGAUUUUUAUUCUAUUACCAGUUCACCUUUGCUACCUGUUUUGCGCCAGGAGAUUGACCAUUGUAAUAAUUUACUAUACUUAAUAAUUCAGUCAUUACAAGAACUUCAGCAAGGAAUCAAAGGAAAAAUUAUCUUCACUAAAAGAUUAGAAGAACUUUAUAAUUCAAUAUUGAAAGGCAGAGUAGCUGAUUUGUGGGAGCAAAGUUCUUUUAAGACAAAUAAACCUUUAGGAUCCUGGAUUGAUGAUCUCAUUAUACAAGUGAAUUUCUUUGCCAUGUGGGCUGAUCGAAUUAUCACCUUUAUGCAAGCAAGGUUUAAUGAUUUACUGGUGCUUCAGAGACAAAGCAAAAUACCACUUCAUCCUGGUGAAUAUCCUGACUUUCAUGCCAGUUAUCAAGGACAUCCUAGCUAUUUUUGGCUUCCAGGUUUCUUUUUUCCACAUGGAUUUCUUAUUGCUGUGUGUCAGAAUUAUGCUCGGUUGAAUAAAGUAACAGUGGAUUCGCUUAGUUUUACACAUAAAGUUCUUCCAUUAACUCAAGAUGAAGAGUUAAGUUUCAAUAGAAAAGAAAAUAUAUUAAACAAAGCCUUUAAGGAAGAUUCUCAAUAUGAAACUGGAGUUAAAAUUUAUGGCUUAUACAUAGAUGGUGCAUGCUGGAAUCUCAGUACACAGGCAUUGGAUGAACCUGAACUUCAUAGAAGAUUUUAUCCAUUACCAGACAUCCAAUUUUUACCACAAAGUAUAACCUUUUGGCCAAGUCACUGUGAUGAAGAAGGCCGGCUCUUAUAUGAAUGUCCUUUAUACAAGACAUCUCAAAGAACAGGAAUGCUGUCUUCUACGGGUGCAUCUAUAAAUUUUGUAACUGCAGUUAAUCUGCCAAGUCUGGUAACUCCUAGCCACUGGAUAAUGAGAGGAGUUGCACUGUUAUGCCAACUGGAUGAUUAAGAAAAAAUAUUAUUGUCCCUUAUUUGAAAUGAAUACUUCACUGUUUCAGUCUAGGAUCAGAUACAACCUAGU
Messenger RNA from Protobothrops mucrosquamatus (brown spotted pit viper), 13920 nucleotides. It is a transcript of the gene DNAH14, whose product is annotated as dynein axonemal heavy chain 14. Gene Ontology annotation, molecular function: minus-end-directed microtubule motor activity; dynein light intermediate chain binding; ATP binding. Lineage: Eukaryota; Metazoa; Chordata; Lepidosauria; Squamata; Viperidae. Gene Ontology annotation, cellular component: dynein complex. The record is from RefSeq and is a predicted model, not a curated record. Gene Ontology annotation, biological process: microtubule-based movement. The transcript has 86 exons. The coding region runs from base 1 to 13848 and encodes 4615 amino acids.